Messenger RNA from Bubalus bubalis (water buffalo), 3409 nucleotides. RefSeq names its product double PHD fingers 1 (gene DPF1). Gene Ontology annotation, cellular component: nBAF complex. Bases 845 to 2119 code for a protein of 424 amino acids. Gene Ontology annotation, biological process: nervous system development. The record is from RefSeq and is a predicted model, not a curated record. The transcript has 13 exons. Lineage: Eukaryota; Metazoa; Chordata; Mammalia; Artiodactyla; Bovidae.
CUUGCCUGGAGAAUCCCACAGACAGAGGAGCCUGGCGGGCUACAGCCCACAGGGUCAUAAAAAGUCAGAUACCACUGAAGCGAUUUAACGCAUGCACACCCCAAUACUUACUCAUUUAAUCCUCACAAUAAUCCAGUGAGGCAUCAUCCUUAUUUUACAGAUCAGGAAACUGAUUCCCAGAAAGAUUAAGUUAUUUGCCCAGGGUCACAUGGCCACCAAGUGGCAGAGUCAGGAUUUGAACCCAUGAAGUGUGGCUACAGCACACACCUAACUAGCACGGGUGCUGUCAGGCCUGGGAAGGGGUUGAGUCGGGCGUGGUCCCUGUGAGAGAGACAGCCCCGACGGUGACCAGAGACCGGGGACCGAGAGGGUUCUCUGGAGCUAGAAGGGACUGGGGGAGGGGGCGGCGUCAGGGAGCCAUGCGUUGGCGGGGCGUUUGCGUGGACAUCUGUACGGUGUCUCUAAGUCUCCUGGCACUCAAGUGUUUGUGUGAGUGCAAAUGUAUGCGAGUCUGGGCGAAGGUGUGGGAGAGGGAGUGUGCGUGAGUCUGCGUGGGAGUCUGUGAGUAUAUGUGUGAAUGUGUGUGUAAGCCGCCGUGUGUGGGUGUGUGCGAGCCCAGGUGUGCAUGCGUGAGUGUAGACCCAUGUGCGAGACUCCGAGGUGUGCACGGGUGAGCGUGCGUGAGUGGCUAUGCGUGCCUCGGGCCCCACCUCUGACCGGCUUCCCGGUGGGGUCCCGCCAGCCCCAGGCGGGGAACUACCACUCCCAGCAUGGCCCGAGCGGGCCCGCCCCGCCGCCCUGAUUGGCUGUGGCCCCGGUGCUCCCGCCCCCCGGGAAUGAAUGGAUGGGCGGCCUCAGCGCCCGCCCGAGCGCUGGGAGGACCGGCCCGGCGGGGACCUGCUGGGGGCAGGACCCGGGGAGCAAGAUGGCCACGGUCAUCCCCGGCCCCCUGAGCCUAGGCGAGGACUUCUACCGCGAGGCCAUCGAGCACUGCCGCAGCUACAACGCGCGUCUGUGCGCCGAGCGCAGCCUGCGCCUGCCCUUCCUCGACUCGCAGACCGGCGUGGCCCAGAACAACUGCUACAUCUGGAUGGAGAAGACCCACCGCGGCCCGGGUUUGGCCCCCGGACAGAUCUAUACGUACCCGGCCCGCUGUUGGAGAAAGAAACGGAGGCUCAACAUCCUGGAAGACCCCAGACUCCGGCCCUGCGAGUACAAGAUCGACUGUGAAGCACCACUGAAAAAGGAGGGUGGCCUCCCUGAAGGGCCAGUCCUUGAGGCUCUCCUGUGUGCUGAGACAGGGGAGAAGAAGAUAGAGCUGAAGGAGGAGGAGACCAUUAUGGACUGCCAGAAACAGCAACUGCUGGAGUUUCCUCAUGAUCUUGAAGUGGAAGACCCAGAGGAUGACAUGCCCAGGAGGAAGAACAGGGCCAAAGGAAAGGCAUACGGCAUCGGGGGGCUCCGGAAACGCCAGGACACCGCUUCCCUGGAGGACCGAGACAAGCCGUAUGUCUGUGAUAUCUGUGGGAAACGGUAUAAGAACCGGCCAGGGCUCAGCUACCACUACACCCACACCCACCUGGCUGAGGAGGAGGGGGAGGAGAACGCCGAACGCCACGCCCUGCCCUUCCACCGGAAAAACAACCAUAAACAGUUUUACAAAGAAUUGGCCUGGGUCCCUGAGUCACAGAGGAAACACACAGCCAAGAAGGCGCCUGACGGCACCGUCAUCCCCAACGGCUACUGCGACUUCUGCCUGGGGGGCUCCAAGAAGACAGGGUGUCCUGAGGACCUCAUCUCCUGUGCUGACUGUGGGCGAUCAGGACACCCCUCGUGUUUACAGUUCACGGUGAAUAUGACGGCAGCCGUGCGCACGUACCGCUGGCAGUGCAUCGAGUGCAAGUCCUGCAGCCUGUGUGGCACCUCGGAGAACGACGGUGCCAGCUGGGCGGGUCUCACCCCCCAGGACCAGCUGCUGUUUUGUGAUGACUGCGAUCGGGGUUACCACAUGUACUGCCUGAGUCCCCCCAUGGCGGAGCCCCCAGAAGGGAGCUGGAGUUGUCACCUCUGUCUUCGGCACCUGAAAGAGAAGGCGUCUGCCUACAUCACCCUCACCUAGGCCUGGCUCGGGCUUGCCCGGACCUCUGGGGUGAUGCCUGCCUACCUGCCUCUCCUCUCGGAGCUCCUCCACUCUCUCCCCUUCCUUAAUGCCCCACAGUGGGAGGGGCGGGGGGAGCCAGAGAGGGGGCCGGGCCACCCCCUCCCCUCUGUGCAAGUGGAAUGUUUGCCCUGUGGGUUGGUGGGCCCAGCAGGGUCCUCUCCCUCCUCCCUCCUUCCUCACCCCCUUGGCAAAUGGGUACCAGGGCCUUCUGCUCCCCUCAAAGCCAUACCCCGCCUCUAGGCGGGCACGAGGGGUGGUGGAUGCCGGCUGGGGGCAUGGACAAAGCCUUUUUCUAAAGAAAAAGUCAAAAACUUAAAAAAAAAAGAAAGAAAUUAAUAUAUAACAAAGAGUCCUAUAAGGUCUGGCUGGGUGGAGGGGGCACUGCUGAGCGCAUCUACUGGGCACCAGUCUACGCCAGCGUCCUGCCUGGCAGCCCCUCCCCCAGCCCCUGGAGUUGCAGCUGUCCCACCUCCCCACUCAAGACGGGCACCAUCCCCUCCUUGUGCCCCGGGCUGGGGGGUGUGGUGUUCACCCCUCACCCCCUCUCGGUGCCCACCGUGGAUACUGCAUGACGACGUGAACCAUGGUUUUGAAUUCCGUUCCUGCUCCCUCCCCAAGAGCCCUGCCCGCCCGUGCCCACUCCGUGCCUGCCGGCCUUGGCUGGCCGUUGCCGGUGGGGCAAGGCGGGCCCCUGCCCAGCGUCUGCUGGAAUGAGAAGCACAGACUUUGCAACGGACUAGAUUCUCCCCCUUCCCCUCCCUGCCCCACCCUUGCCACCCUCGCUGGCCACUUUCGGGUCGCGAGGGGGCGUGGUUGUUUCUUGUGGUUGUGUGUGUUUGUUGUUCGGGUUUAAAAAAAAAAAAGGGAAAUCGAGACUGCAAGUGGGGGAAGUGGUGGGCUUGGGGGAGUCUCCCCCCCAAUCCAGGCGUGCCCACCCCCCCUUGUUAACGAGUCUCCUUUAUUGCCUGCCUCUGCUGUGAAUUAACUUGUUCUGUGUAUUAAAGUGGGGCUGACCCCUCUGCCUACGUCGUCGGCUUCGUUCUCCAGGCUGCUUUGGGGCGUCGCGGAGAAGGGGAGAUGGGGCCUCGCGAGGGGAGAAGCAACCGAGGCCUCUCUGCUGGAAUCCAUCUUGGCUAAGAGAUGCUUGGGCACACAGGAGAGGAGCCUGGGAUAAACCAAAGAGGGACUCGGAACCAGGCAAUGCAAGAUGACUGGCCAGAGGAACCCUGAAGAAAUGCCCCGAAAAAG